This is a messenger RNA of Trichomonas vaginalis G3, 450 nucleotides long. RefSeq lists its product as uncharacterized. Lineage: Eukaryota; Parabasalia; Trichomonadida; Trichomonadidae. The record is from RefSeq and is a predicted model, not a curated record. Bases 1 to 450 code for a protein of 149 amino acids. The transcript has a single exon.
AUGAACGAUGAAUUUCGACAUUUUAUUAUUGAUUAUCCAUCUCUCAAUCUCUUAAAUUCAUGGAAACAAAAGAAAUCUCCUCUCCAAGAUAUCGAACAAAAAGGCGUUAAAACAGCUGAAGGAUUUGAAGCUGGUAUUACAGAAGCACCUUCAAGAGAUUGGGGUGGCCUUGUUAAAACAAUACUAUGUCCUGAUUCUUUUCUGGAUGGAAUACCAGGCUUUGAACAUUGGUUCUAUAGCAUAGGAAUAAUGUGUAAAGCGUCACAACAUUAUCUUGAUGGUGGUUUACCAGCAUACUUUGGUAAAACUAACUCUGAAGAAGUUUUAACAUCGAAAGUUCGAUUAUGGAGUGCAAUCAAAGAUUACAACAUUUAUCUCAAAUGUUCUUGCCAACAAAAUUUAUAUAUCACAGUCCUCUGUACAUUAUUUUCUCUCUUGAUAUUUCUAUAA